AUGACCUCUGCAUACACCACGUUAUGGAAGCCAGGCGCUUCUCAAAAGCUCUUCAUAUUCGGAGUUUCAACGAACAGCUACCUCACUCUUCGUGAAUUCGACACAUCCAUUCCCAACAACACUCAGUUAGGCCCUGCUACCGAUCCCACCUCGGUGCCCAGUACGGGUCUGAUCAUCCCAGACACAAGCAUUGCAGCUAUCAGCUACGGUGGACUUACCCGGGUGUUUGGCUUCAUCGCCACUAAAGCAAGUGAUGGUACCCAACAGACUUCGCUCUAUCAGCUCAGCCCAGUAUGGCAAGCUGUCAAAGCGGGUACGUCUAAGACGAAGAGUACAGCUGCCGUAGCUGGGAAGAUGACUGAUGGUGAAGUUGGCUAUGUGUAUUACAUUGAAGUGGUUGGGAAGGUCAUUGAACAAUCAUUGACGUGGAAGAACCCUUACAUCGUGCAAAACCAACAACUGCACAAAGCCACCUAUUUGGCCGCUUGCCUGACCGAAAAGGGCGGCAGGUUCAUUGCCUACCAACUGGAUACUAAAUACAUCGAGGUGUACGACGUAUCAGGAAAGCAUCCAUGUGGCCAGCUCGUGGGUACCGGCAACGCUAAAGAGUCGACUCCCUUGGCAAUUGUCUCUUAUUCUAAAGUCGGAGAGAACAAGUCAUACAUCAACGUCUACUGGCAGCAGACGGGCACGGACAAACUUUGGCGCUCGCAGAGCGAGGACAAUGGAAGCAACUGGACUGACAAGAUUCUUAGCAAUGCUGAUUCGCCUGAUGGAUCAUCUAUCAGUGCCAUCUUCGAUGGAGUUGCUCAAAAGGUUGUUCUAACCUAUCUCUAUUCUGCACAGGACAUUAAAUGCUGGGAUGACGAGGUUGUCUGA
This is a messenger RNA of Colletotrichum costaricense, 879 nucleotides long. RefSeq lists its product as uncharacterized. The transcript is spliced from 4 exons. The record is from RefSeq and is a predicted model, not a curated record. The coding region runs from base 1 to 879 and encodes 292 amino acids. NCBI's taxonomy places the organism in Eukaryota, Fungi, Ascomycota, Sordariomycetes, Glomerellales, Glomerellaceae.